AUGGAUGUGUUGGGGGAAAAGGAGGCCCUGCAGCAGUUCUUCGAAGCUCAGGGGCCCAGUGACACUCUGGAGAACCCAGUGCUGGAUACAAGUCUGCUGGAGGAAUUCUUGGGCAAUGAUUUUGAUCUGGGGGUCUUGCAGCAGCAGCUCCCCGAUACUCCACCCUAUUCCGCAUCAGACUCCUGUUCUCCUCCACAGAUGCAAGGUGCUUGCUGCCCGGCCACGAGACCCGCAGCCGCAGCCGGGAGGACUCCAGCUACCCCUCUCCAUUCUGCAGCUACUGCCGGGAUGCUCCCUGCACACCUGCCGCAGAGCUCCUGUGAAAUGAGCAGCUCUGCCCACGGCCUCGGCAGCUCUCGCCACUGCUACCCGGACACCAGUCAUCUUCCAGCCCCCUCGGACCGAUGCAUGUCCUCCCAUCAGGGGAUAAGCCGUCCUUACCAUCAGCAGCCUCUGUGCCACAGCCCUGGAGCCUCAUUGCCACCUACCAAGAAGAGAAAGUGCACACAGGCGCUGGAGGACUCCGGGGACUGUCACGUGUGGGCCCACCACUCCAGACCAAUGACAAGUAGGAGUUCCAGCAGCGAAGUGCUAUUCUACGACAGUGAGGGACAGAACAUGACACCAGUGGACCAGGGUUCUCCUUCUCUGAAGUGGCAGCCAUACCAGAGUGUGCCUUGGCACAGUUUAUUCACUGGUCAUUAUGAGAAACUACCCGAUAUAGGCUAUCAAGUUGUCACAGACAAAGGAUUUAAUUUUUCACCAGCAGAUGAAGCUUUUGUUUGCCAAAAGAAGAACCAUUUUCAGAUAACCAUCCACAUCCAAGUUUGGGGAAGUCCAAAAUUUGUCAAAACUCAAAUGGGCCUAAAGCCAAUAGAAAUGUUUUACUUGAAAGCUUUUGGGGUUAAGGUAGAAGCCACCAAUCAAAUAAUCGCUAUUGAACAAUCCCAAGCAGAUAGAAGCAAAAAAAUUUUCAAUCCUGUUAAAAUCGACCUGCUGGCCGACCAGGUCACCAAAGUUACAUUGGGCCGGUUACACUUUAGUGAGACGACAGCGAAUAACAUGAGGAAGAAGGGAAAACCAAAUCCUGACCAGAGAUACUUCAUGCUGGUGGUUGGGCUGUAUGCUGCGCACCAAGACCAGUUCUACCUACUGUCUGCCCACAUCUCUGAACGGAUCAUUGUAAGGGCCUCUAACCCAGGGCAGUUUGAAAAUGACAGUGAUGCAUUAUGGCAGCGAGGACAAGUUCCAGAAUCUGUCAUUUGUCAUAGUCGAGUGGGAAUAAAUACAGACGCCCCAGAUGAAGCCCUGGUCGUCUGUGGCAACAUGAAGGUGAUGGGGACGAUUAUGCAUCCCUCUGACAGCCGCGCGAAACAGAACAUCCAGGAGGUUGACACAAAUGAACAGCUAAGACGGAUAACCCAAAUGAGGGUCGUGGAAUACGACUACAGACCUGAAUUCGCGUCUUCAAUGGGGAUAAACGCCGCCCAUCAAACAGGGAUGAUUGCUCAGGAGGUCCGAGAAAUCCUGCCUCAGGCCGUCAGAGAGGUUGGUGAUGUCACCUGUGAAAAUGGAGAGACGCUGCAGAACUUCCUCAUGGUCGAUAAGGACCAGAUCUUUAUGGAAAAUGUCGGUGCAGUGAAGCAGCUCUGCAAACUAACCCACAACCUUGAAGAAAGGAUAGAGGAGUUAGAAAUAUGGAACAGAAAGCUGGCCCGGCUGAAGCGGCUCAGUAGUUGCAAGUCCUCAGCCAGCGAAGCAAGCUCCAUCAGCAAAUUUAGCAGAGCUCUUAGUGCGUCUUCUCCCAGAAGGGCCAUUCCCAAAAAAACCAACAAGGUUUAUUUUUCAGGAAAAAAACAGCUGUGUCCUAACUGGGUUUUCCAGACCUUGGUUAUAACACUCAUUGCUGUGAUGGCAUUUUGUGCCUUGACGAUAGUCUCUCUUUACAUACUUAGCUUAAAAGAUCAAAACCAACGUGCCCCAAAUCUUCCUCUGAGCAAUAUCACCAACUCUCAGGCGCCCGCCCUGCCGCCCACAGCCUCCCCCUCAGCACCGAAUACAUCCCUGGCAACCACACAGUCCUCCUUCCGAGUACCAGAAAUCACUUUCUGUGAGAUCCUGCCCUGUCUGGAGACUUAUUGCUGCCCCAUCUGGGGAAAGAGAGGAGUCCCCUCCGGUCCUGUGCGAAUGCCGUCUCAGGAGGAGGAAACCCAUCAGAAGCCAUGGGCAGAAGACAGAAGUUUGUCAUUCCUGGCAAGAGAUGCGCUAACCAGCCCUGACUGGGGGAGUGACUGGAUUGAUACAACCAUCAGUUCUAUUCAGAUCAUGGAAAUCCAGCAAGUAAUAGAUCAUCGGUAUUGUGGCCGAGGCCUCCAGUGCAGCACUGGAAAUUACAAUUACAAUAUUCCUGUUAAUAAGCACACACCUACCAAUGUCAAAUUCUCUCUGGAAAUCAACACAACAGAGCCAUUGAUAGUCUUCCAGUGCAAGUUCACCCUUGGAAAUAUAUGUUUCCAUGGUACAAGGGGAGCCAAGAGGACACAAAGCCGCCAAGAAGUCUCCCAAGAGAUGACACAGGGCUAUCAGCAUAUUUGGACACUCCCUGUAGCCCCGUUCUUUGACAGCACGUACCAUUUCCGUGUAGCUGCGCCGGAUUUAGCGGACUGUUCAACGGAUCCUUAUUUUGCUGGGAUAUUCUUCACAGAUUACUUCUUUUACUUCUAUCGGCACUGUGUCUAAUUUAUUCGAGUUUGGUUGAGGACUUUGCCAAAGAAAAGUGCUCAGAAGUUCGGUCAACGGAAAUAUAGCCUCUGCAAUUUCUUUCUUCUCUUUGUAAAACAUUCACAUUUAUUGCCACAGGACUUGUUCAGGCUUUGGCUUGAACAGUUUUGAGCCAUUAAUGAGGAGAAUAAAGGGUUUGCUGCAACUUGA
Messenger RNA from Enhydra lutris kenyoni (northern sea otter), 2931 nucleotides. RefSeq names its product myelin regulatory factor-like (gene MYRFL). Bases 1 to 2739 code for a protein of 912 amino acids. Gene Ontology annotation, molecular function: DNA-binding transcription factor activity; sequence-specific DNA binding. NCBI's taxonomy places the organism in Eukaryota, Metazoa, Chordata, Mammalia, Carnivora, Mustelidae. The record is from RefSeq and is a predicted model, not a curated record. Gene Ontology annotation, cellular component: nucleus; endoplasmic reticulum membrane. The transcript has 25 exons. Gene Ontology annotation, biological process: positive regulation of DNA-templated transcription; protein autoprocessing.